AUGUCCUCGCUUCCCACUUCCGGUGUCACUAUUCUCUAUAACCCGCAAUGCACCAAAUGUCGUAAUACCAAGGCAUUUCUCGAAGAUGAGCAACCCAAGUGCGAAUUCUCAGUCGAGGUGAUUCAAUAUAAAAAGUCGCCACCAACACGCGAGACUCUGCAGGCUCUGGUUGACUAUUUGGGUAUGAACAAGGAAGGUACUGCUGAUCAUCCUUGGAAGGAAGACAGGCCAUGGGAUUAUCUUUUGCGUCCAGAGGCUCAAGGCAAGGUGUCUUCUUUUGAGGAGGCAUUUGACCUUAUUGAACAAGAUCCAGCAAUGCUUGAGCGCCCUUUUGUAAUUGAUUGGGAUCAUAAAGUAGCCGUUCUUGGACGCCCUGAUAUGAGUCGUGUAGAAAAGAUGAUUGCAGCUUACAAAUAA
Lichtheimia ornata is the source of this 417-nucleotide messenger RNA. RefSeq lists its product as uncharacterized. Bases 1 to 417 code for a protein of 138 amino acids. Lineage: Eukaryota; Fungi; Mucoromycota; Mucoromycetes; Mucorales; Lichtheimiaceae. The transcript has a single exon. The record is from RefSeq and is a predicted model, not a curated record.